AGUCUUAUCAUUUUAUUCCCCUAAUAAACACUUAUCAGCUUCAAUUCUUUCAUUUCUUCCAACUAUAAAUACUAAAAUCUAUUCAUGCUACCACAGUCCACAUAUAAUAAACCAGCAACCCUUUCCACAAACACACUUAUUAUCAUCAAGAUUUGUGGAAUGGCUUGUGGUAGUAAGGAACUAGUUAUGGUUUUUCUUGUAUUGGCAAUGGCAACUACCUUGUCACUAGGCCAAUUUGGUUUUCCGCCUAUACCAGGCCUGCCACAUACACCAUCAGGGGCGCCACAUUCACCACCGGGUGCACCUACAGCGCCAAUUAUACCAUUUUUGAAACCACCUAAGGGAACUAGAAUCGGGUACUACUCACAAAGUUGUCCUCGAGUGGAGUCUGUUGUGAAAGCUACUAUCAAGAAACAUGUUGAUAAAGACAAAACAAUUGCCCCGGGGCUGCUUAGAUUGGUGUUUCAUGAUUGUUUUGUAAAUGGUUGCGAUGCUUCAAUCCUUCUUGAGGGACCAGACACUGAGAAAAAAGCCGGAAUCAAUGCUUUGUUGAGAGGGUAUGAGGUUAUUGAUGAUGUUAAGGCGGAAGUGGAAAAAGUAUGCCCUGGAGUUGUGUCUUGUGCUGAUAUUCUUGCUCUUGCUGCUCGUGAUUCCACAGUUGAGGCUGGUGCAAUGACCUAUGCAGUGCCUACAGGAAGAAAAGACGGGCGGGUAUCGAAAGCAUCAGAUUGCAGCAAUUUGCCAAGCUAUAUGGACUCUGUUGAUGUCUUGAAAAAGAAGUUCUCUGAUAAAGGUCUUGAUACUCAAGACCUUGUCACCCUAUCCGGAGGACACACAGUGGGAAGUGUUACAUGCCAAGUGAUAACCUACAGGCUGUACAAUUACACGGCUUCUGGUGGCGCUGACCCCUCCAUUGAUCCCGUCUUCCUCAAGACACUCCGAGCACUAUGUCCAUUUAACGGGGAUGGAUGGAGGCAUAUUCCAUUAGAUUAUGGCAGUGAAUUCAAAUUUGAUCACUCGUUCUUCACAAACGUAAAACAAGCCCGGGGAGUUCUUGAAUCGGAUCAAAGGUUGUGGGAGGACUCGUCGACUCAAGAUAUUGUGCAGCAGUAUAUUGGUGCCAGAGGAAUGCAUGGAUUUGCUUUGAAUGUUCAGUUUGGGAGGGCUAUGUAUAAGAUGACCAAUAUUGGAUUAAAGACCGAAGAAGAAGGUGAAAUUCGUAAAGUCUGUACCAAGAUUAACUAAAUAGUACUUUACACCUAAGUAUUCUCAAUUAAUAUAUACAUGUAUUGAGUGAGUUCUUGAAUAAUAUUGUUUUCUCCAUUUAAAGAAUGUGAAGUUGUUAAUUCCAGAACUUGUACUCAUACCAGUUUCUUAAUCAGUUUCAUGUAUUGCAAUUGUACCAUUAUAUUCCAAAACUUUUGAUUUUUAGUUCAUAA
Molecule: messenger RNA, 1439 nt
Organism: Daucus carota subsp. sativus
Lineage: Eukaryota; Viridiplantae; Streptophyta; Magnoliopsida; Apiales; Apiaceae
Product: cationic peroxidase 2-like
Exons: 3
Coding region: 85-1245 (386 amino acids)
Biological process (GO): hydrogen peroxide catabolic process; response to oxidative stress
Cellular component (GO): plant-type cell wall; plasmodesma
Molecular function (GO): heme binding; peroxidase activity
Source: RefSeq, a predicted model, not a curated record